CAGGGAGGGGGCUCCGGGCCAGCCAGGCGGGGCCUGCUAUAGUAUCAGUGCAGUGCUGUGUGUAUGUGGAGUCGGGGGAGCGGCGACGACAGAGUAGCAGCAGCAGCAUCAGACACAGGCGGGGGCGGCUCAGUGUGGCUGUGUGCAUGCACUGUACGCUGCUAUGUAGUUACCCGCACACAGGGACCCCCGCACGCAGGCUGCCGCAUUGUUAUCGCAUGUGCCCGGAGGAGAGGACGCGGGAUGGGACUGACAUGUUGACAGAAUCCCAGUGCUCAGUGGAUCGAAGCAGCGAUGCGGGUCUCAGGAGUACUGUAGCUGCAUAAAUGAACAGUGCACUCGUUCACCUUUGCUCCAGAUGACUUACAACUGAGGAAAGAUGUCUACUGCUACAGAGAAUGGAAAUGCAACAGGUGAAAAAACAGUUGGGGAGAAAACAUACAAAAAGACAGCAUCAUCAGCGAUUAAAGGUACCAUUCAACUGGGAAUAGGCUACACAGUUGGUAAUCUUACAUCCAAGCCUGACAGAGAUGUGCUUAUGCAAGACUUCUAUGUAGUGGAGAGCGUCUUCUUACCAAGCGAAGGGAGUAAUUUAACCCCAGCACAUCAUUACCCAGACUUCAGAUUUAAGACCUAUGCUCCUCUAGCAUUCCGUUACUUCAGAGAGCUUUUUGGUAUCAAACCCGAUGAUUACCUGUAUUCACUCUGCAGCGAACCCUUGAUUGAAUUGUCUAACCCUGGAGCAAGUGGCUCCAUUUUCUUUGUAACCAGUGAUGACGAAUUUAUCAUCAAAACCGUUCAGCACAAAGAGGCAGAGUUUCUGCAGAAGCUGCUUCCUGGCUAUUAUAUGAACUUAAAUCAGAAUCCCAGGACACUACUGCCCAAAUUUUAUGGACUAUACUGUCUUCAGUCUGGGGGUAUAAACAUUCGACUUGUGGUAAUGAACAAUGUUUUGCCGCGUUCAAUGAAGAUGCAUUUCAAAUAUGACCUAAAAGGAUCAACGUAUAAACGGAGAGCGUCUCGGAAAGAACGGGAGAAAACCUGCCCCACAUACAAAGACUUGGAUUUUCUGCAGGACAUGCAUGAAGGAUUGUAUUUUGAUCCUGAGACCUACAGCGCAUUGAUGAAAACACUACAGAGAGAUUGUCGUGUGCUAGAAAGUUUCAAAAUUAUGGACUACAGCCUACUGCUUGGAGUUCACUUGCUUGACCAUGCAUCGAAAGAGAAAGAAGGAGAAACUUCUCAGUAUUCCAUAGACAAUAAACGGCCAUCGGUGCAGAAAGUUCUGUAUUCCACUGCACUAGAGUCUAUCCAGGGUCCAGGGAUGGCUGUCGACUCUGUCAUAAAAGAGAGCAUGAUGGGUGGCAUUCCAGCAAAAAACCAUAGAGGAGAACGGCUUCUGCUUUUUAUGGGUAUUAUCGACAUUCUGCAGUCCUACAGGCUGAUGAAGAAGUUGGAACACUCAUGGAAAGCAUUAGUUUAUGAUGGGGACACUGUGUCGGUCCACAGGCCAAGUUUUUAUGCAGAUAGAUUUUUGAAAUUUAUGAGUGCCAGGGUCUUCAAGAAGGUCCAAGCUUUAAAGUCUUCACCCUCCAAGCGGCGGUGCAAUUCUAUUCCAGCUUUAAAGUCUUCAUCGCAGGAGAUACUGUCUGCCAACAAUCCUGAGGAGAAAAGCAAAAAACUGACAGAUGGGCAGAGUUUCGCCAGUCUAGAUGAAGAGGCACUACAUUCAAGACAUCGGCCUGAUCUUGUACCAAGCACGCCAUCCUUGUUUGAAGCUGCUUCCUUAGCAACAACAAUUUCCUCUUCCUCGUUGUAUGUCGACGAUCAGUAUCACCAUGAAGAUACUAUUCGCUAUUCCAGCAGAAGAGGACUGCCGUCAAGUUCAACAUUCACUCUUGAAGACAGUGCAUACCAGACAUCUGAACAGAGCACAUUAGAAAUGGACAAUGACAAUGUCUCCGUCUUUGAUGUCUACUUAUAAGAGAAGAAAGAGAGGGACAAGGAUCCGCCUUGGGAGAAAGAGUUUACUCUAAAGAUAGUGGAUUACCAUGUGUGUCCUGAUUCUAAGAGGAUAGUCUCUGAACUUGUAUGAUUUUGGACAGGAGGACCUGGUUAUAUCUUCUGCCUUUUCCUGACAUACCUGGCAGGAGGAAUGCCUUUUCCUGACAUACCUGGCAGGAAGAAUGGAAAAAUGACAAUUUGUUUGCACUCCAUUUGUGGAACUGUGAAGAACUCUUACAAAAUAAUGAAGUUUCUGCUUCUGUUGCUGCAGAUCAUCUUGGGCUGAUUUUCACCCAGAAAUCACUUUGUGUUUUCUUUGCAUGUUUCAGCUGUUAAUGGCACGACUUAUGACCUGUUGGCCUGCUAAAUACAAAUGCUCGGAAGACUAUAAAUGCAAAAUUCAUGUAGUAUUUUUACGUCUUCUGAAAUAAUAAUCUCUAAAGUCUGUCUUGUUGGGUUGUAAUAUAAUUUCAUGCAUCGAUUACCUUCUGUGUACACAUGGAGAAUAGCUUCCGUACCGAUAUUUUCAAUAUGUUUACUAGAGAAAUGGAAGAAAAUGUGCUAUUUAUAACUAAGCCUUAUGUUGUGUACAUACUGUCUUUGAAAUAUUGUGAUCUAGUUUAUUGCUUGUAAAUGAGAAAUUAUAUAAUUUAUUUAGACAAAAUUAACUGUAUACUAUAGUUUUAUUGAUGAAAGAAAUAAAAUAUUUUGUUCUGAG
Pseudophryne corroboree (corroboree frog) is the source of this 2722-nucleotide messenger RNA. It is a transcript of the gene PIP5K1B, whose product is annotated as phosphatidylinositol-4-phosphate 5-kinase type 1 beta. Gene Ontology annotation, cellular component: plasma membrane. The record is from RefSeq and is a predicted model, not a curated record. Gene Ontology annotation, biological process: phosphatidylinositol phosphate biosynthetic process. Gene Ontology annotation, molecular function: 1-phosphatidylinositol-4-phosphate 5-kinase activity. Bases 380 to 1984 code for a protein of 534 amino acids. The transcript has 15 exons. Lineage: Eukaryota; Metazoa; Chordata; Amphibia; Anura; Myobatrachidae.